Molecule: messenger RNA, 288 nt
Organism: Paramecium tetraurelia
Lineage: Eukaryota; Ciliophora; Oligohymenophorea; Peniculida; Parameciidae
Exons: 1
Source: RefSeq, a predicted model, not a curated record
AUGGGUGGGAUGAUAUAAAAAUUUAAGAAUUUAUAUGCUAGACCUAAUGAAGACUUACCAACAAAAGAUGAUCCAAAAUUUCAUAAGACAAUCGAAAAUUAGAAUAUGCAUGAUAAAUAAUUAGAGAGCCUUCAAUCCCUAGAAUUCAAAGAAAUAGACAAACUAAAAAGAAAUUUCUCCAAUACUGCUGUAAGAAUGAUUUAAAUGAUGCAAGGGAAAUAACAUGACACUUAACCAUAUUAAACUCAAAAACUAUAGAUCAGAAAAACUAUAUCAGAGCUCAACUGA